Hevea brasiliensis (rubber tree) is the source of this 1262-nucleotide messenger RNA. Its product is annotated as protein LURP-one-related 5. Lineage: Eukaryota; Viridiplantae; Streptophyta; Magnoliopsida; Malpighiales; Euphorbiaceae. The coding region runs from base 457 to 1152 and encodes 231 amino acids. The transcript is spliced from 2 exons. The record is from RefSeq and is a predicted model, not a curated record.
AUAUAAGCAUUGAGGAUAAAACCCACUAGAGGUCUAAAUCCUAAAGAAAUGGGCACCCAGCAAACAUAUGUAAACAAGCUUUUUCUAUGGUAUAGUAUUAUAUUACUAGGGCAACCCAGGAUUUGGAGGAAAAAGCUGGGUUAGAGGAAGAGUAAGGUCAGCGAUAGUGGCACAAACUAGCUAAGACAGGGACCUACGUAAGUGGUUGUGCUAGCCACUGAGGUAGACAUCCACCCGAGACAUGGGUCUCUCUUUCCACGUACGUAAAACAAAGUCUUGAGUUUGUAAUUCUCUAUAAAUAAAUUAAACAAGCAAUGGAGCAAAGCCAACCCAUACUUUUACCUUCUCAUUGAUGAUAGUAUAGCCAACCCACAAGCACUACUUGUCCAAGAAAAUAACUUCACUUUUCUUAAUAUUCUUUCCUUCAGCAUUUCUUCAAAAGAUUUUGAUUCCACCAUGUCCAAGAUUCAUCCUACGGAGAAGAGAUGUAGUCAAGAUUUGUUCUUGAACGAGAAAGAGAUGGUUGUUGAUGAUGGAGAUGGUUAUCAACAUCAACGUCGCAAUCCUUGUGUGCUCACUGUAUGGAAGAGAUCUAGCAUGAGUUUCCAGGGCACCGAUGGUUUCACUGUCUUUGAUCCUCAUGGAAGAUUGGUUUUUCGAGUGGAUAACUAUUCCAGAAAGAACCGGUAUGGAGGAGGUGGUCUUAUUCUCAUGGAUGGAGUUGGCAACGCUUUGCUCUCUCUGAAACCUCAGACGCUGAGCAUGCAAUAUCAGUGGAAUGCAUACAGAGGAGAAGAUGGGUAUGGAAAGAAUCCAAAGAUGAAAGUGUUCUCAAUGAGGAGCACAUCGGUGCUUUUUCACACUGGCAAAGAGGUAGCAGAGAUUUUCAUGGGAGGAUUUACAAGAAAAGGACAGAUACCAGAUUUCAGGAUUGAGGGAUCAUUCAAGGCUCGAGAUUGCAAGAUCAAGUCUUCUACUGGAGAGUUGGUAGCAAAGAUGGCUAGGAAAAGAGUGAACACUACAAUUUUGCUGAGCAAUGAUGUGUUUAGCCUAGUAGUACAACCUGAUUUUGACACUCAACUUAUUAUGGCAUUUGUAAUUGUAUUAGAUCGCAUUAGCAAUAAGCCUUUUGCUCCUGUUUUGUGUUCUUAAAUCCAUUUUUGUAUAAACAAAGAGAGUAAACGCACAUAGAAUAUCUCAUUGAUGCAAUUUACACUUUUUACAAGUGGGAUUUUUCCCAUUGAAAAUUGCAAGUUAUUAUA